Acanthopagrus latus (yellowfin seabream) is the source of this 3403-nucleotide messenger RNA. RefSeq names its product adiponectin receptor 2 (gene adipor2). Gene Ontology annotation, cellular component: plasma membrane. Bases 418 to 1548 code for a protein of 376 amino acids. Lineage: Eukaryota; Metazoa; Chordata; Actinopteri; Spariformes; Sparidae. Gene Ontology annotation, biological process: adiponectin-activated signaling pathway. Gene Ontology annotation, molecular function: signaling receptor activity. The record is from RefSeq and is a predicted model, not a curated record. The transcript has 9 exons.
GUGAUUGCCUCUCUCCGACGUCGCUGGGUCCAGUCUGGUCUAGCGACAGUCAGAAUCCCCGUUCAGAGUAGACAGGAGCACAGCCGCGACUACAACUCUGUGUCAACUGUCUUACACUACCUAGAGGACGGAUUCCUGUACAGACAGCAGGACCAGCUUUGCCCUAUAAGUUCCUGAGAGAAGAGACUAGCCCAGUGCAAAGACUUCAGCCUCUUCAGUAGAGUCCAGUCUGACCAGGUUUGGUUUCAUCCAGAUUCAACCAACCCCAUCCAUCAAGUUUUCUGUCUGUGGAGGCUGGUCCAGCGUGUCAAGCUGGACGGAGGAGAGAAGAGUGGGGCCGAGGGCCCGGCCUUCGUUCUGCGACACAGAACAUCAAACCUCGUCGAACACACAACAGCUAGUCAGCCUACAGAUCCCAUGAGUCCCCGGGAGAAAGUAGACACGCUCACCUCAGGUCCCUCAACCAGUCACCUCAGCACCUCAGGGUGCCCCUCACAGAAUGGGACCAUCCCAGAGUGCGACGAGGACAGAAGAGUAGAUGAAGAUGAAGGGAGAAGAAGCGAGGAGAAGGAGGAAGAGGAAGUGGAAGAGAAGGGCAGCGAUGAAGGUUUCAUGGGAAUGACUCCGCUGCUGCAGGCGCACCACGCCAUGGAGAGGAUGGAGGAGUUCGUACACAAGGUGUGGGAGGGCCGGUGGCGUGUCAUACCUCACGACGUGCUCCCCGAUUGGCUGAAGGACAACGACUUCCUGCUCCACGGCCACAGACCGCCCAUGCCUUCGUUCCGCGCCUGCUUCAAGAGCAUCUUCAGAAUCCACACGGAGACGGGAAACAUCUGGACACAUCUGCUAGGCUGCUUGUUUUUCCUGUGUCUGGGGCUGAUGUACAUGUUCCGGCCCAACAUGUCGUUUGUGGCUCCGCUCCAGGAGAAGGUGGCCAUCGGGAUGUUUUUCCUGGGAGCCAUCCUCUGCCUCUCCUUCUCCUGGCUCUUCCACACAGUCUACUGCCAUUCGGAGGGCGUCUCCAGAGUCUUCUCCAAGUUGGACUACAGUGGGAUCGCCUUCCUGAUCAUGGGCUCCUUUGUCCCCUGGUUGUACUACUCCUUCUACUGCUCCCCUCAGCCCUGCUUCAUCUACCUGAUAGUGGUGUGUAUACUGGGGUUGUCUGCCAUCACCGUCUCCCAGUGCGAUUUCUUCGCCACGCCGCAGUACAGAGGAGUCCGAGCAGGAGUGUUUGUAGGUCUCGGUCUGAGCGGCGUCGUUCCCACACUGCACUUUGUCAUCAGCGAGGGUCUCAUCAAAGCCACCACCAUGGGUCAGAUGGGCUGGCUGCUGCUCAUGGCGACGCUCUACAUCACCGGCGCCUGUUUGUACGCCGCUCGCAUCCCUGAGAGGUUCUUCCCCGGCAAGUGUGACAUCUGGUUCCACUCCCACCAGCUGUUCCACAUCUUGGUGGUCGCGGGGGCUUUCGUUCACUUCCACGGCGUCUCCAACCUGCAGGAGUUUCGCUACACGGCGGGGGCGGGCUGCGCCGAGGAGGGCGCUCUCUAACGCACACACUGACCCACUCAGUCACUCACAUGCAUUUUUCGGGGAGGCACUGGUUCUAAUGAUAUGCACAGAAUUACACACACACAUAAAAAAAAGCCUAAGACAUGCACACACACACACGUCUGCCCCCACCCCCACCUCCAGACUGAAGACCAGAGAAGUGGCUUGUCUGGUGUGUGUGGUACACAGGAAGUCCUCCCAGGGGGCGCUAUUAAAACGACCGGCGAGGGUUUUUGUUCUCUUUCUGUCCCUCUUGUCCAUCUGUCAGACCCCCACCUCCUCUAUGAAAACCACUUCCGAGACGCGGCUUGUUUUACAAACCAGCUUCUGAGACUCUUUCCAGGAAGUUUGUUUUUUGGAAGCGCUACAUUCAAAUCCAACUUUUAAAAAGAAAAAAAAAAUCCCACAUUUUUCUUCUGUGUUGAGUUCUAAGAGUUUAAUGGUUUGAUAUGUAAAGGAGGCGUCAUUGUGGCUUUAAAGAAAAAAACAUUUUGGAGUGUGUUUUUUUUUUUUUUUGGUGAAUGCUGUUUUCACAACUUUAAAGCAUUCGAAUAUGAAAAAAAAAAAAAAAAGUUGAGUGGAACUGUCUUUAGAUUUCUUCCAUAAUUGUGAAGGUAGCAGGGGGACAUGUUGGGAUCAGGGUGGGCCGAGGGGUUAAUAGUCACUUUUAAAAGUUUAAAAGAAAAAAAAACUUUUCCAUGUAAAUAAGAUUUCUAAAUUUUUUGGGUUAUAGAUUUGUAUGAAAUAUAUAUGAAAAAAAGACCAAAAAAAAGAAAAAAUGUAUGGCAAGAAUAAAUAAAAUAUGUUAGAUGAUAAAUCAAUUACAGGCGAGGUUUUGUGGAUGGAGAAGUGUUAGAGCUACACCUGCUUCAGCGGCGGUGGAGAGAAUAAUACUACGGUCGGAGGGAAGCGCUUGAAAACAGCUUCAUGUAGUGUGUGUACGCGAGGACGAGCGGUAGAGGCGAGGAGGAAACACAGGGCACAACACCUGAAUCUUAUCAAACGAGCAGCGUCUCCAAGACUCAGAGUCACUUUCCCGAUCUUACGAUUAUAAACGAGGAGGCAGCAGCGACUGUCUAUGUAGUUUCUUUCUUUUGUGCUCGAAAACCAAAUUUAUAGUAAACAUUUGUCGCCGUUUUAUUUUGAAAUUCCCUGUCAACGCAAUAUGUUUAUUUUCUUCCCUGCCCUUCGAUAAUGUGUCUAAACAUGUAAGUUUUGUUUUGGUAAAACUGCAGUGUUAUUGUCACAGUGCAGGCGCAGUUCAUCGUCUUCCACCUCUGUGACACUUGAUAAGAUUCACCUCCUCACAGAACAACAAAACAUGUUUUUUCUUUUUCUGAUUGGAUUGUAUUUUAAUUUAUCCACUGCUGUUUGUUGUUUUCUUUGGGAUGUUAUUAUUCUAUUAUUAUUAUUGUUAUUAUUGCAAGCUUUAAUUUUUCUUUUCUAUAUUUUAUUAUUUCUCUCGUUCGGCCAGAGAUCAUGUGGUGUUUUUGCUUUGAGUCAAGUCUCCUUUCAAAACAAAAUGUGUUCUGGCGAUACCAAAAUCUCACCUGCACGAUGAAAAAUUCAGAAUUGAUCAUGAGCUGUGCGUCUGUGAUUGAUUUGCAAGUUUCUUUUUUUCUGAAGAGGAAGUUGAAUUGCUAUCAGAGUGAUCAGUGUUUCCUCUUCUCUCAGUUUUUUUUCUUUUCUUUUCUGCAUUUUCAGUUUUUAUUUGAUCUAGCUCAUAUUAAUUUAUUCUCUUGGGGAGCAUACUGUCUGUUGAAGCACACGUUCCGUUCUGAUGGGAGUGUUUGAUUGCAAUAGACCUUUAUAUCUGCUGUAUUGUUCUAAUAAAAAAAAAUUUUUUUUGAAUGUG